CUGUAGAUCGAUUCAAACAUCGACUAUGGCUUUGACAACUACUGCUCUACUUUGUCUGGUCUUUUCUUCAUAUUUGCUUCAUAGCUCUAUUUACGUCACUAAGGCUCUAAGUCAAAGUUAUCCACCAUUAGCAGAAGGACUUUCGUGGGAUUUCUACGACAGUAGCUGUCCCAAAUUGGAAUCUACCAUCCGAAGGCACCUUAGGAAGGCGUUUAAAGGCGAUAUUGGCCUGGCUCCUGCAUUGCUUCGAAUCCAUUUCCAUGAUUGCUUUGUCCAGGGUUGUGAUGCAUCAGUACUGCUAGCAGGAUCAGCAAGCGGGCCGAGUGAGCAGGACGCGCCGCCUAACUUGACGUUACGGCGAGAAGCAAUCCAACUCAUCGAUGAACUGCGCAUGCAUGUCCAUAGGAAGUGUGGUACAGUUGUCUCCUGUGCUGAUAUUACUGCCCUGGCUGCCCGGGAUUCAGUUUACUUGUCUGGAGGUCCUGAGUAUGCAGUUCCAUUGGGAAGAAGAGAUGGACAACAUUUUGCUACAAGAAAUGAAACAUUAGCUUUUCUUCCACCUCCAACAGGCAACACAACUUCCCUCAUAGCUUCUUUUGGAAAACUAAAUCUCGAUACCCUUGAUCUAGUGGCUCUCUCAGGUGGUCACACAAUUGGGAUUGGCCAUUGUGGCUCAUUUAGCAACAGACUUUAUCCAACUCGAGAUCCAGUCAUGGAGAAUUCCUUUGCCAGAAAGCUUUACCGGACUUGUCCCACUUCGGAUUCCAAUAACACGGUUGUUUUGGACCUUAAAAGUCCAUCCAGGUUCGACAAUAAGUACUAUGUUAAUCUCAUGAACCGUCAAGGGCUCUUCACGUCGGACCAGGACUUGUACACUGAUCGUAGGACGAGGGGCAUUGUCACUAGUUUUGCUCUUGAUCAAGAAUUAUUUUUUGAGAGUUUUGCUUAUUCGAUGGUGAAAAUGGGGCAGCUGAGUGUAUUGACAGGAAAUCAAGGGGAAAUUCGUGCAAAUUGCUCGGCUAGGAAUUUGGACUUAUCUCUGUCCUCUGUGGUGGAAGAUGGAGGAAAAGGGUUGUCACAGUUCUGAGGCUGCAGGUUGUGAAUGAUCCAGUCAUGGAGAAUUUCUAGGCCAGACUGUGAUGAGCCAAAAUUCUGGAAAUAACAAAGUCUCAAUAUUACAAAAAAUAAAAGUCAGGCAUAAUACGUAACUUUUGGCAUCUAGUUUGUCAUUUGGCUAUACUUACUUUCUUUUCAUUUGCUCUUUUCCUCCAUCCACUGUUUGACUUUUUCUGAUUUAUCCAAACUUUUUCGUGCCA
Molecule: messenger RNA, 1316 nt
Organism: Coffea eugenioides
Lineage: Eukaryota; Viridiplantae; Streptophyta; Magnoliopsida; Gentianales; Rubiaceae
Product: peroxidase 12-like
Exons: 4
Coding region: 26-1087 (353 amino acids)
Biological process (GO): response to oxidative stress; hydrogen peroxide catabolic process
Molecular function (GO): peroxidase activity; heme binding
Source: RefSeq, a predicted model, not a curated record